Molecule: messenger RNA, 2505 nt
Organism: Aspergillus niger
Lineage: Eukaryota; Fungi; Ascomycota; Eurotiomycetes; Eurotiales; Aspergillaceae
Exons: 1
Coding region: 1-2505 (834 amino acids)
Biological process (GO): lagging strand elongation; mitochondrial DNA repair; DNA recombination
Cellular component (GO): DNA ligase III-XRCC1 complex
Molecular function (GO): DNA binding; ATP binding; DNA ligase (ATP) activity
Source: RefSeq, a predicted model, not a curated record
AUGUCCAGUCCAGCUAAAAAACGCAAGAGGGAUGAUCCCGGAUCUACACCCCAGCGCUCCCGGAGCAUAGCGUCGUUCUUCCAGGGCCAGGCAGCCAAGCAAGCCGAGAAGACGCAGCAGGCAUUUGAUGCUGUGCCCGAAGUCCCCACGGAACAAACUCUGUCAGACGAGGCGCUUGCUCGUAAGCUGCAGGCCGAAUGGGAUCAGGAGCAUGCGCUUUCAAAUCCGCAAGUCGACACGCCUAGUGAUGAGCCUAUUUCGGCACAAUCAAUCACAGGCGAUAACGAUCGGGAACCGGCCAAAGUGCAGAAGAAAGGCGUCCUGUCACUGCAGUCAUCCACAGGCACGGAGGACACUGUAUCUCUUGCAGUUCCUUUCGAUCAGAGUCCUAUCACGUUCGAUGCCUCCAAAUAUGCGCACGAGCUGCAAGGACACUGGGCUUCGGAAGGUGGCGACGCUUCAUACGCCCUCCUGACCAGAGCUUUUGUGCUCGCAAAUGCCACAACCAGUCGCAUCAAGAUCGUCGAUACAUUGGUCAAUUUUCUCCGCGUGUUGAUUGAGGCCGACCCGUCCAGUGUGCUUCCCGCUGUAUGGCUUGCGACUAAUUCAAUAUCCCCACCAUACGACGAAUUGGAGCUUGGACUUGGCGGGUCCUCGAUAUCAAAAGCGCUCAAAAAGGUGUACGGACUGAACAGCCAAGGCCUUAAAACUCUGUACGACAAGCACGGCGAUGCUGGCGACGUAGCAUUCGAGGCCAAGAAGAGACAGUCUUUUACAUUGAUGAAGCCUAAACCGCUUCGAAUCAAAGGUGUCUACCAGUCGCUCAAGAAGAUAGCUAUGAGCAAAGGGAGUGGAAGCCAGGAGACAAAGCAAAGGAUCGUCGAGAAACUUCUGCAAGAUGCCCGUGGUGCGGAAGAGAGUCGGUACAUUGUUAGAACUCUGGUCCAAAAUCUACGCAUCGGCGCUGUCAAGACUACCAUGCUCAUUGCACUGGCUAGAGCAUUCCUUUACUCCAAACCAGAGGGAGCGGGAUUCUCAAUCUACUCUCAGCGGGAAAUGGCACAGAUGAAGAAAGAGGAGCUAGCUGAGAUCUACGGCAACGCAGAAGAGAUCGUUAAGGCGUCGUAUGCGAGACACCCGGACUACGAUGACCUCGUCCCCUGCUUGCUUGAAGUCGGAGCUACAGAUGAACUUCUUGUCCGCUGUGGUCUUCAGAUACAUAUUCCGUUGAGACCCAUGCUAGGCAGCAUCACGCGGGAUCUGUCAGAUAUGCUAACGAAGCUGCAAGGGCGCGAUUUCAGCUGUGAAUACAAAUAUGACGGGCAGCGUGCGCAAGUGCAUUGCGAUGUACAAGGCAAAGUAUCAAUAUUCUCCCGUCACUUGGAGAAUAUGACGGAGAAAUACCCAGACCUGGUGUCUCUUGUCCCAGAGAUAAGAGGAGAAGGCGUAUCAAGCUUCAUCCUCGAAGGGGAGGUAGUUGCCGUUGAUCAAGAAACGGGGGAACUACAGGCUUUUCAGAUCCUGACCAAUCGCGCGAAGAAGAACGUCGAUAUCGGAGCAAUCAAAGUCAACGUGUGUCUGUUUGCCUUUGACCUAAUGUACCUGAACGGCCAACCACUACUCGACCGAUCAUUCCGCGAGCGAAGAGAGCUGCUACGGAGCUUAUUCGUGGAAAUUCCCAAACGGUUCACCUGGGUGAAGAGUCUCGACGCCACCUCAGCCGACUCCGAAGCAGUAUUAGAGUUUUUCAAGAGUGCCACAGACACCAAAUGCGAAGGCAUCAUGGUCAAAGUGCUCGACAACAUGCCAAAACCUGAUCUCGAAGGAAUUGACACACCAGCUGUCGACACUUCCAACGGAACACCCACCACACCCGGCCAACCAACCACCAACAUGACAGACAACAAACCCUCCAAAAACACCCGCCGAAAAGCCCUCCUCUCCACCUACGAGCCUGACAAGCGCCUCGAAUCCUGGCUCAAAGUCAAAAAAGACUACAGCACUUCAUCAGAAACUCUGGACCUAAUCCCCAUAGCCGGCUGGCACGGCCAAGGCCGCAAAGCGAAAUGGUGGUCACCGAUCCUCCUUGCGGUUCGAAACCCAGAAACCGGAAGUCUCGAAGCCGUAACGAAGUGCAUGUCGGGCUUCACGGACAAAUUCUACCAAGCCAACAAGGACAAGUACGCGGAGGGUACCCCCAACGUCAUCUCCCGCCCCAGCUACGUCGAAUACUACGGCGAGCCGGACGUGUGGUUCGAACCGCAGGAAGUUUGGGAGAUGGCCUUCGCAGAUAUCACGCUGAGUCCUACGUACACGGCCGCUCUGGGAUUAGUUAGCGAUGAACGGGGUCUGAGUUUGCGGUUUCCUCGAUUUCUCAAAGUCAGAGAGGAUAAAUCGAUCGAUGAGGCGACCACGUCUGACUAUCUGGCUUAUUUGUGGAGGAAACAGUCGGAACGGACGAAGCAGGAGGGGGGUGAGCCAUUGGCUGAGGAGCAGGAAGAGUAA